AUGUCGCUGCGACAAGUUGCUCGCACCAUCUCUAGGCCGAUACCUUGGUCUCGCCGAACACCUCGCUUCUCUCUAGCACCCACCAGGUCCUUGAACACGGUACCGCGAUGCCCUUCCCCGACUUGCGAUUGUGCAGAGACCCCAGAGAUGCCCGAGGGUCUCCCGAUAGACUACGAUGGGAAGCUGAGCGGCUUGAUAUCCAGUUAUGCUGAGCAAGUGGUUGUCUGUACAGGACAGAAGGAUUGGUCAUCGCGCAUUGAGGAGGAGAAUAGCGGCGACAACUUGGCGGCGGACUUGAAGGAAUUAUUAGGUCGCGGGGGCAUCUACAGCGAUCCUUUUCACAAUAUUUCCGUCCUCAACUCUUCUUUCCCAUCCUCUAUAUCUCGCCGACCUGAGAUCCAGAGCACAUCCGCCUAUCUAUUGCCAAGUUUCAAAUACGUACCUUUUCUUCCUAGGGUGUCUUUUGAAGCUGUGCAAGCCCUAGUGAAAGGAUAUCUAUUGCCCGAGAAGCUGCAUCCCAUGAACGACGGGUUGCCUCAGAUACACAAGGACCGGCUUGUAAGGAAAGAAGCAUAUCAACACCUCUUACCGGGUGUUCGUGAUGUAGAAGACGUAUUAGUCCUCAUAUGCGGCCAUGGUGGCAGGGACAUGCGAUGUGGUGUUAUGGGACCUGUGCUACUGGCCGAAUUCGAGACACAGCUGCCCCAAGCUGGUUUCGAAGUUCUUCACGGGCCUGUGCUUGACGAGAGUAUCUCUGCUCCUGCAUUGCCUGGCACCGACACAGCAGGAAUGAAGCCGCCCACUGCAAGAGUUGGCCUUAUCAGUCACAUAGGCGGCCACAAAUUUGCUGGUAAUAUCAUCAUUUAUUUGCCUCCGGCUUUCAAGAACAGCGCUGGUAAUACGCACCCACUGGCUGGUCAUGGUGUCUGGUAUGGAAGAAUUGAACCUAAACAUGUUGAGGGUGUAGUCCAAGAAACCAUCCUCGGAGGGAAUGUCAUUGCCGACCACUUUCGAGGAGCUAUCAAACAGAAUGGGGAAAUCCUCCGCCCUCAAUGGGUCCUACCGGUGUUUAUAUUCGCCGCCUCAGCCGGGGUCGCAUAUCUGUACCGGCGACAAUCUCCAUCUCCCGAUGACGAUGUGAUCAACACGUCGACUUUCAGCGCCUUUACAAUCACACGGAGAGAACAAGUAUCUCCGACUGCGUUCAUAAUCACCCUGCGGCCCAGUGCGUGGGUUACUCCUCAGGAACUUGAGUCGGGACGUGUAGGGGAAGACGACGGCCAAACGGGGGUUUUGUCAAGUCGUAUUCAAGAAGCUUGGAAUCAUGGCCUCUGGUCUGUUGAGAUUAAGCAGCCGCAGCUGCAAAUAGCGAGACAUUACACGCCUUUGCCGCCUCUGCCGGCACUAGCAGGUUCAGAGCCGGACGAGCAGGCUGACCUCCGUUUUCUCAUUCGCAGAAUGGAUGGUGGCGAAAUGUCAAACUAUCUUUCGAGACAAAGUGUAGGCGACACACUCUGGUUACGUGGCCCACAUCUAGGCUUCGAUGUUCUGCGCCGAUUAGGUAACGACAGUGGUGCCACAAAAGGGGAUGCUGUUGGUCCAAGGCGCAUAGUGUUCCUAGCUGGGGGGACAGGUGUCGCGCCGGCCUUGCAGAUCGCGCACAAGGUCUUGGAUGGUACUGACUACAAUGAUGGAGAGAAAAGUCGGCCGCACAUAUCCAUUCUCUGGGCUAAUCGCUGGGGCGCAGACACACUUGGCCGUGAACAGUCUUCUAUCCAGGGGAAGCCGAGCAACUGGUUCAGAUUUUGGGGCGUCAAUUCGAGUUCAAAUCCGAAACCAACACAAGAAAAAGCCACUGAAGAUCUAGAAUGCUCCUUAGCGCUUCAAAUUCGAGAGCUAAAACGGCGUCACCCGUCGCAUUUUGACAUUUCCUAUUUUGUCGACAAUGAAGGCUCCUUUAUCGAAGCGCGUGAUAUCAAGGCUGCACUUGCAUCUACUGCACCAUCGACGGUGCUAGGUGCAAGAGUAUCUUCAUCCUCAUGUAAGAUAGAUAGAAGCUGCGCAUGGCAUUCUCAAAAGGCUGUUGAGCUUCUGCCGAACGAUAACGACUUUGAGCGUUCUUCGUCUUCCGAUUUCGCUUGCAUGUGUGCCUAUACUCCCGAACCCAAAAUCAAAAGCACUGGAUUGAGUCCUGGAGUGAAUCUUGUGGGCAUUUCAGGUCCAGAUGGGUUCAUUGAGGCGUAUGCGGGUCCGAAACGGUGGCAUGACGGCAAUGAGAUGCAGGGCACCAUCCGCGGUCUGUUGGGCAAGAUUUGGAAGGAUGAAGGACAUGGAGUUGGAGAUUGGUUAGUGUUGAAGUUAUAA
Messenger RNA from Xylaria bambusicola, 2364 nucleotides. Its product is annotated as Sucrase/ferredoxin-like-domain-containing protein. The record is from RefSeq and is a predicted model, not a curated record. The transcript has 3 exons. Gene Ontology annotation, molecular function: oxidoreductase activity. NCBI's taxonomy places the organism in Eukaryota, Fungi, Ascomycota, Sordariomycetes, Xylariales, Xylariaceae. The coding region runs from base 1 to 2364 and encodes 787 amino acids.